AUGUGUAGUCCUACUAUCAGCCAUCUUCUCCAGGUCGUGUCGAUUGGACAAGAUCUCAAUUCACUCAAAUUUUUUUUUUUUGUACACACCAACUACAACCGUCAAUUUUCAAUUCUUUUACUCUUCGUUAAUGAUUUGCCACUAAAUCAUUACAACCCUAUUUUCACAACUCAAUUCACAAUGUCAUCAUCAUCGUCACCUACAAUCAAUUUCUUCAUUAAUUACAAUCAACCAUUACAAGGUAAAAAAAUCACAGUACCAAAAUCAACAUCAAUUAAUCAAUUGAUAUUACAAGCUUUAACGGUAUAUAAAAUCGACCCUAAUAAUUAUGAAGGACAACUUUAUCAUAAUGGAAAAUUAUUAGAUGGAUCAUUGCCUAUUCGAUUAACCAAUUUAUUAAAUAAUGCCAAAUUGAAUUUAAAAACCAUUCCUAAACUGAACUCCUCUACAAAUGUAGACACCACCACCAAUACUGGUAGUGCCAAUCAUCAUAAGAUUAAUGUUAAAUUUAUUAAUGAUGAUACUGGUUCAAGUAAAGUACAAAAAUGUUCUAGUGGAUUGAAUUUAAUUGAAUUGAUUGAAAAAUUCAAUGGGGAUAUUUCCCGUCAAUCAGAUUUACGAAUUGUUAAUGUUAUUAUUGAAUCGGAAAAAUAUCGUGAAACUACUUUAGAAUCAAUUGUGGGGAAAUCUAAUAAUGUUGUUGUUCGAUUGAAAUAUAGAAAAAUUGAUAAUGAUGAUAAUGAUAGAAUGGUUAAAGAAAAACAAGAAGAAGCAAUUAGAUUACAUAUUGAACAAGAGAGUAUUAGAAAGAAGAAGGUUCAUGAACAGGAGAAAGUAGAACAAAGUUUGAAAGAACAGCAGCAACAGCAACAGCAACAGCAGGUCCAACAACAACAGCAAGAGCAGCAAGACAAUAAAAAUGUUGAUGCUGUGGAAGACGCUAUUAUUGAAGACCCAAAAGAAGAUCUACCACAUGAAGUAUCUUCCCUGAAUGAGAGACAAGCAAUUCAACCAAAACAGGAAAACUUGUCACAUCCAACAAUUGUACAACCACAACAAUAUACAUUUCAAGAAGAAGAAAUCAAAGAUACACCACAAUUAUACAUUCCUUCCAAUAAGCAACAAGCAUUGUAUGAAAAUCCCGACGAAGAUUACGAGUUGACGUUAAAUCAAGCGAAAACAUAUCAAAAUAUGAUUAGAGAUUCUGCUAAAAGAAAACCUAAAUCAAAAGGAGAUAAACCAAUUAGUUUACCUAAUAAAUAUCAAAUUAGAAUCAAAUUUCCUGAUGCAUCAAUUUUACAAAUCAAUUUUAUUGAAAAUGUUCAUGAGAUCAAAUUUGGUAAUUUAAUUAAAAAAAUUGAUGAAUUAUUAUUACCAAAAUUUAUUAAUAUUUAUAAUUUAAAACAUGGUCAUCCACCAUUUAAAACCAUUGAUAUGUCUUAUUCUAAUAAUAAUGAGUAUUUAUAUAAUUUACCUGAUUUCCAACAAGAAAGAAUCAUGCUUAUUUGGGAAUUACAAAAACCCGAUUUGAAUUUAAAAGGACCCUAUAUUAAAAAUGAUAAUUUAAACAUAAAACAAAGUGAAGAAUUACCUGAAAGAGUGUUAGAAAGACAUAGAGGAGAAUUACCAAGUGGAACCGAUAAUGAAAAAAGAGUUAAUACACCAAGAAGUAACACCACCACCACCACCACCGACAAUGAUUCUAAAUCUACGAAAAAACCAAAAGUUCCCAAAUGGUUUAAAAUGAAAUAG
This is a messenger RNA of Candida albicans SC5314, 1752 nucleotides long. RefSeq lists its product as uncharacterized. NCBI's taxonomy places the organism in Eukaryota, Fungi, Ascomycota, Pichiomycetes, Serinales, Debaryomycetaceae. The record is from RefSeq and is a predicted model, not a curated record. Bases 1 to 1752 code for a protein of 583 amino acids. The transcript has a single exon.